AUGGUGGUGGGCAGCCCUGAGUUUCAAAAGAACAUCUCUCAGGCGCUGAUCGUGCUGUUUACGAUCAGAACCAUACACCAGAAUGUCAUCGACAUAUACACUUACUCCUUCCAAGUCCUUGUGCCUGAUUCCAAUCUCAUAGUUAUAGGUGUGUAUCGCUCACCCGAUGGAAAUCUGGAGUGGUUCCUUGACAGCCUUGAAAAACUAGUCCUAUCCCUUGAAAAUAGAAGAACGAAAAAUAAUCUGGUCCUGGGUGGUGAUGUUAAUAUAGACAUUUUAAAAGCCUAUGAUCUCUACAGGGACAAUAAAACACCCGAUUCAGAGCUACGCUACAAAACUAUUAAGAAGCAGUACAAACAAAAACUUCUAUCAGCUAGACUGGAAAGAAAUGCUCGCUUCAUAGAAUCUGCCAGUAAUCGCUGUGCAGCAGCCUGGAAAGUUAUCCAUGAAGAAGGUGCUCCGUCCAAAUCCCAGUUGAUAUCUUCAGUGACUGCGGAAGCUUUCAACGCCCAUUUUAUUGACUCCGUCCAGCAGACCAGAGAUGCUAUCAACGGUUCAGCCACUUCUGCCCUAGAUAUGCUGGAGAAACGUGACCCUGCAGCCUCACGGUUCAACAUUACCCUUUUAUCCUGGGAAAGUGUGAUACGGAUGGUCCAGAAGCUCAACAACUCUCCAAGCAAAGAUAUAUUUGAGUUCGGAACCUGCCAAUCACUAAAUUCCAAAAGAGGGUGAGGGAGUUCCUAUUGGCUAACCCACUUUACUCAAUCCAUGAGUUUUUUGAACUUCCUGACAACUUG
Messenger RNA from Macrosteles quadrilineatus (aster leafhopper), 797 nucleotides. RefSeq lists its product as uncharacterized. The transcript has 5 exons. The record is from RefSeq and is a predicted model, not a curated record. NCBI's taxonomy places the organism in Eukaryota, Metazoa, Arthropoda, Insecta, Hemiptera, Cicadellidae. Bases 1 to 732 code for a protein of 243 amino acids.